Messenger RNA from Paramecium tetraurelia, 1998 nucleotides. RefSeq lists its product as uncharacterized. The transcript has 4 exons. Lineage: Eukaryota; Ciliophora; Oligohymenophorea; Peniculida; Parameciidae. The record is from RefSeq and is a predicted model, not a curated record.
AUGACUUCUUACAUACAAUCAUCCUUUAGUAUUCAAACAAAAACUAAUUUUGACUUUCUACAGUAACCCAGCGAUUCUGAUUCGGAUAGUGAAUCUAAGCACAUGUUAAAGGGGGCACAGAAGUAAACUUAGCAGAGAGAUGUAAAAAAAUAAAAGAAACUGAUUGAUAUCGAUUCAAUAAGAAAUGAGUUAGGAUUGAGACCAAUAACUGAGAAUUCGAAUCCUGAUAAUUAUUAUCGUAGAUAUUCGAGAAAGAGCAUCGCAACAUUAACCAAUAUGAUAAUACCAACAUCAUCCAUUUUGAUUGAAUAAUUAAGUUAAAUUAAAAAGAUCAAGGAAAUAAGGAAGGAAGUGCCUCCUGAGUUAUUGGGUCGUAUUUACUCUGAAUUUAGGUUUCAAUCAGUGCCUCAAUUGAAUCCAGUUUAUAGAUAGGGAGAUCAAAAUAAACGAUUUUAUAUAAUCUUGGAAGGGAAGGUGGUAGUGAUGAAACCAAAAGAGAAGAUGGUUGGAUCUAACAAGUUGGAUUACUUGGAGAAUUCACAAUCAAAACUCAUUAAAAAGACUGAAUAGGAUCCCUAUGGACUGAACAGUGUGUUCCCAGAUUACAUAAUAUUGAAAGUACUGUUUUAAGGAGAUUCGUUUGGAGAGGCAGCUAUUAAGUUGGAUACAGCAAGAUCAUCAACAGUUUAUGCGUUGGAAUAGACUCAUUUAAUAUACUUGAGUGAGAUGGCAUAUUUGGAGUUGAUUAAUCCGUAUAUGAGUGCUGCAUUAGAUAAUAAAAUAAACUACUUUUCCAAAACUCCACUAUUUUAGUUUAUUGAACCUUAAGAAUUCAUGGGUAUAAUUUUAGAAUGUAAAAUGAUUACACAUCAUGCUGGUGAAAUUCUAUUUAAGGAAGAUGAUAAAUCAACACACAUCUACUUUAUUAUAGAUGGAGAGAUUGAAUUAUCUAAGAAAGUAGGAGAAAAACAAAUAAUUUUGUCAUCUUAUGGAUAAUUUUAAGGAUUUGGGGAAGUUGAAAUUAUGUUAAAGAUCUCUCGAUUCACUAAGGCCAAAGUUAUUACUCCAAAAUUACACGUCUAUAGAAUAAGAAAGAGACAAUUCUUCGAUAACCUAGGUAAUUAUCAAAUUUUUGAAAAUAUGAAAAAGAAUUCGAACAUUAUAUUUAAGCAUUGGUAAAAAAAAUGUGAAACUGCCUAGUAGACUAUUCAUCAAUAGGAUGAAAUCUUUAAGGCUGCUCAGGAUGUCUAAUAGAAUAAACCAAAUUUUUAAGCCAAGCACAUUCUUAAUAAGAAAUUGGUUGAGUCUCAAGGCUAGAAGUUGUCCCAAGUGAAACUAUUAUAAAACAUAACAGAGGAAGAUCUAAAGAGCAUCAAAGUAGUUAAUACUCAGAAUCAAAGUGUGUUAUAAAAAGUCUAUAGCAAUACUUUGCAAUAGUAUUAAGCCAGAUUAUUGAAGAAACCUCAAGCAGCUUAACAAUCUCAUGAUGAAAAUUGCAUCAGGAAUAAAUUCACAAUUAAGACACAAGCUGAUCUUUUGAAUGAAAAUAGCACGGAGUUCACUUCAUUAACUUCUAGGUCUUCUUAGCCAAUUAUUAAGACAGAGAAUGUCCAUCAGUCUUUUGGGUAAUUGCCUUCUCUUCACAUUCCCUAAAAUCCUCCUCUAUAGACAGUUUUGGAUACACUUAGCACACUUCCUAGAGUGCAUAAGGAUAAUCUUGUUUUGUCUUUGAUGUAUUAAUAGGCUUUCAAAUCGGAGAAUCCAGAAAAGAAAGCAAAGUAGAUUCAGAAGGUCAUUUAGGCAUCUUAUAGGAAUGUGUAAAAGCAAUUCGCAUAAAAAAAUCAUCAUCAAAGUGAAGUCAACAGUGUUAGCAAUAAUUAGUCGAUUGACAAACUCAGAUUGAAAUUCAAGUCUAGUGUUACGAAUGAUCUCAAUUCAACCCGAAGCAAUUAUAUGAGUUUUGUUCAAUAAAAAUAAUUAUGUUCGUAUAUCAAUUGA